Messenger RNA from Sorex araneus (European shrew), 953 nucleotides. It is a transcript of the gene VEGFD, whose product is annotated as vascular endothelial growth factor D. The transcript is spliced from 6 exons. Gene Ontology annotation, cellular component: membrane. Gene Ontology annotation, molecular function: chemoattractant activity; growth factor activity; vascular endothelial growth factor receptor 3 binding. Lineage: Eukaryota; Metazoa; Chordata; Mammalia; Eulipotyphla; Soricidae. The record is from RefSeq and is a predicted model, not a curated record. Gene Ontology annotation, biological process: positive regulation of mast cell chemotaxis; vascular endothelial growth factor receptor signaling pathway; positive regulation of protein phosphorylation. The coding region runs from base 12 to 953 and encodes 313 amino acids.
AAACAUUCAAAAUGUACAGACAGUGGGCCGUGGUGAAUAUUUUCAUGAUGUCUUAUCUGCAGUUGGUACAAGGCUCCAGUUAUGACCACGGACCAGUGAAGCGGGCAUCUCGGUCAAUGUUGGAACGAUCUGAACAGCAGAUCAGGGCGGCCUCUGGUUUGGAGGAACUGCUUCGGAUCACACACUUUGAAGACUGGAAGCUGUGGCGAUGCCGACUGAAGCUGAAAAGUUUUACCAGCACAGACUCGCGCUCAGCGUCCCAUCGGUCCACUAGGUUUGCAGCAACUUUCUAUGACAUCGAGACUCUAAAAGUUAUCGAUGAGGAAUGGCAGCGAACCCAGUGCAGCCCCCGGGAGACGUGUGUGGAGGUGGCCAGCGAGCUGGGAAGGAGCACCAACACGUUCUUCAAGCCUCCCUGUGUCAACGUGUUCCGGUGUGGUGGCUGCUGCAAUGAAGAGAGCCUCGUCUGCAUGAACACCAGCACCUCAUACGUCUCCAAGCAGCUCUUUGAGAUAUCAGUGCCUUUGACAUCAGUGCCUGAAUUAGUGCCCGUUAAAGUGGCCAACCACACAGGUUGUAAGUGUUUGCCGACAGCUCCCCGCCAUCCAUACUCCAUUAUCAGAAGAUCCAUCCAGAUCCCAGAAGAAGAUCUCUGCUCCCAUUCCAAGAAACUCUGUCCUGUUGACAUGCUAUGGGAUAACAGUAAAUGUAAAUGUGUUUUACAGGAGGAGAGUCCACUCUCUGGAAUGGAAGACCACUCUCACCUUCAGGAACUGGCUCUCUGUGGGCCACACAUGAAGUUCGACGAAGAUCGUUGUGAGUGUGUCUGUAAAACACAGUGUCCCCAGGAUCUGAUCCAGCACCCAGAAAACUGCAGUUGCAUUGAGUGCAGAGAAAGUCUGGAGAGCUGCUGCCUGAAGCACAAGAUCUUUCACCCCGACACCUGCAGGUGA